This is a messenger RNA of Eremothecium sinecaudum, 1419 nucleotides long. RefSeq names its product HDR020Wp. Gene Ontology annotation, biological process: carnitine biosynthetic process. The transcript has a single exon. The record is from RefSeq and is a predicted model, not a curated record. Gene Ontology annotation, molecular function: oxidoreductase activity. Gene Ontology annotation, cellular component: mitochondrion. Bases 1 to 1419 code for a protein of 472 amino acids. Lineage: Eukaryota; Fungi; Ascomycota; Saccharomycetes; Saccharomycetales; Saccharomycetaceae.
AUGUAUGGAAAUUUCCGUUAUUCAGCUGUACGAACGUGUUUAAGAAGUCUACGAUUUGUCGGUCAACAAAUUAGGACGGUUACUACUGAAAGUAUCACACGGGAAGGAGAUGGACGUUUUAUUACAAAAGAAAGGUCCUUCAAGAAAGGUGUUUUAAACACAAUUUAUGACAACUAUACUACAACUGUUACAUAUAAAUUAGAGGAGGGACAGAGUGAGCCAGUUACGGUGGCCUUCAGCAACUUAUUUUUAAGGGACGCUUCAAAGUCUCUAAUGUCAGUCGAUCCGGGCUCUGGUCAAAAAUUAUUUACUACAGGAUCUCUUUUAUUAAACAAACACUCCAUGAUUCCCAACAGGGUGGAAAUUGUGAGCGAUGGCAAAGCUGUUAAAGUUGAUUGGUCUGAUGGCGAUUCAUUCUCUUACUCUUUAGAAUUUUUACACGAACAUUCUGGAUUAUACCCUUUAAACUACAUAUCAAAACAUGACCCAGUGCUUUGGGAUAGAGACCUGAUGGCGGCACAGAUAGAAAGGCAGCUGUACAUUGAUUACGAUUCUUUUAUAUCUAGCAAUUCGAGCAAGGGGCUGUAUAGAUCGUUGAUCAACUUGCAAAAAUAUGGAAUAACUUUUGUUAACAAUAUUCCUGAACAAGUCCCGGGGCGACCAGUGUAUGUUAAAAAAAUAGCAGAGCAUAUCGGUAAUAUAUACCAUACUUUUUAUGGAGAAAUUUUUGAUGUCAUCAACAAGAGUUCCGCAGAGAACAUUGCCUACACAAACCAUCCAUUGCCGUUGCACAUGGAUCUUCUCUACUUAGAAAAUGUUCCAGGAUGGCAGCUGUUACAUGCUAUAAAAAAUUCAUUUGGAGGGAAAGAAAGCGGGGCAAAUUAUUUCGUUAAUGCAUUUCGUGCUGCGAAAUAUGUUUGUGAGACAGAUAUUGACGCAUACAAUGCACUAAAAAUUGUUCCUAUAAACUAUGGGUAUUUCCGUGAUGACAAGCGUUACUACCAAUCAAGGCCAUUAAUAGAGGAAAAUGACUAUAUCGAGAGCAAUGCUUCAACUGGGCUGUUUUCUGACUUAGUGAAGUGUGUGAACUAUUCCCCCCCCUUUCAGAAGCCCUUAACGUUUGGUAUUUGGGAUAAACCAAAGGAUUUAUCCGUGAUUACACCACAUCAAAAGUUGACUGAAAGAUUUAGGUUUAGGGACUUCCAAAGAGGUUUAGCACUGUUCGAGGAUUACAUUAAUUCUCCCGAAAACCAAUAUCGAGUUAAGUUACCUGAGGGUACAUGUGUAAUUUUUGAUAAUCGCAAGAUCUUACAUGCCCGUACAGCGUUUAAUGGCAAGAGGUGGCUACAAGGCUGCUAUUUAAAUAGAGAUUGCGUUGAAUCCAAGCUUCGAUACCUUGAUGAGACAUAUGGUAAGUAA